Molecule: messenger RNA, 1120 nt
Organism: Anoplophora glabripennis (Asian longhorned beetle)
Lineage: Eukaryota; Metazoa; Arthropoda; Insecta; Coleoptera; Cerambycidae
Product: protein TsetseEP-like
Exons: 4
Coding region: 76-1071 (331 amino acids)
Cellular component (GO): chitin-based extracellular matrix
Molecular function (GO): structural constituent of chitin-based larval cuticle
Source: RefSeq, a predicted model, not a curated record
GGAUCGGGCCCCAUUUGGAUAAAGUGCAUUGGUGUGGGUGGUUUUUGGGAAGAAAAUUUCAGGGAUCUUCGGAAAAUGAGGACUUGGUGUGGAGUAAUUUGUGUUUUGGUCGCGAUAUACCUAAACAAUGCAUCAGCCCAACAACCUCCCAGAUUGACAAUCCCUGGAGCCGUCUUAAUCCAAGGUGCCAGACCCUCCCCCCUCCGCCCAAGGAUAGGCGGCGGCGGGGGAGACUUCCCUCGACCACGCCGUCCGAGCAUCCCCAACGCCGUCCCGCUUCCCGUCAGGGAAGUACGUCCCGUGGUAGAAGAAGAAGAAGACCUUCCGUCCCCGACAUCAAAUUUCGACAACGAAGUCAACAAACUAGGCAUUUCGGCCCUGACUUCUGCCGUCAGACAGGCAGAAGAAGAAGAACCACCACUGAGGCCGUCGCCGUUGCCUUUCAGGCCCGAAAAACCGGUUCCCGUGACCAGGGACCAGAUCAGAGAGAGGCCUUCCAUUGAGAAUCAACCUAGGCCAGCCCCUGUGCCCCGACCUCUGCCUGUUCUGAGACCGGGGCCUCCGCCACAAAGGCCUGUCCUAAGACAGGAGAGGCCAAUCGUCAGGCAGGAAAUCGACGAUGAAGAAGAGAACAUUCCUAGGCAACCAAUCAGGAAGUCAAGACCACAACCACCUGCUCAGCAAUUCAGACCAGCUCCUGCCCAACGUCCGGCUCCCAGACCACAGAACGACGACGAAGAGUACCCCAGAAAAAGGAAACCAGUAGUACAAAUUUUGAGGAAAUACAGGACCGACAACGAGGACGGUAGCAUCACAUGGGGCUUCGAAAACGAUGAUGGCACCUUCAAGGAGGAGAACUUGGGCAUCGACUGCAUCACCAGAGGGAAAUACGGAUACGUAGAUCCUGAUGGAGUGCGAAGGGAAUACACCUACGAAAGCGGCAACAAAUGUGACGAACAAGACCCUGACGAAAUUGAGGAAGAAGCCAUAGCAAGACUUCCACCUAAAAAGCCAUUAAACAUUGGCAAACCUCAACCUCAGUUCAGACCCCCAGGUCCGCAGUACCAAUAAAUAAUUAUAAGUUUAGUUUAAAACAGUAAUUUUAAGGUUUUUUGUAUAC